Messenger RNA from Spizellomyces punctatus DAOM BR117, 697 nucleotides. RefSeq lists its product as uncharacterized. The transcript is spliced from 5 exons. Gene Ontology annotation, biological process: intra-Golgi vesicle-mediated transport. The record is from RefSeq and is a predicted model, not a curated record. Bases 64 to 369 code for a protein of 101 amino acids. NCBI's taxonomy places the organism in Eukaryota, Fungi, Chytridiomycota, Chytridiomycetes, Spizellomycetales, Spizellomycetaceae.
GCACAAGCGCGUUGGGUUUUCAACAGAAACUCUCACAUCUGCAUUUGUCUAUCGCACGCAAACAUGUCGAAUAGAUACGACCCAACAGACCGCCUCCUAGACCAAAACGAUGAAUCCCUAUCCAAUCUCACCUCAAAAGUCUCGACACUCAAACACAUUUCAAUGGACAUUUACGAUGGAGUCCAAGAGGACCACCGACGAUUAGAUGACAUUUCAACGACAUUCACAUCAGCGCGGACAGAGGUGAUGGCAUCUGCUCGACGGCUGCAUACGACCUUGACGGUGCGGUAUGGGCGGAAUGCUUGGAAGAUUGUUGGGUGUUUGGUAGGGGUUGUGGUUGUUUGGCUUGUAUGGAGACGGUGGAGUUGACGAGUUGUAUUGCACAAGUUGUCUGGUAUGCUACUACAUCCGACAUGACACACACAACAUAUAAUGUAUAUAGCCAAAAAAAAAAAAAACGAAAAAGAAACUUUUGUUAAAAUGCUACUUCGUCUUCACCUGCAAUCGGCAUGGCAACCCGUUUUGCAUCCCGUUUUCGAUGGACUUGGCCUAUGAUGGAUUGGAAUAAUGCGUGGGGGAUGAGAGUCUCGAUUGUGUCGGGUGGUAAAGUCGUUAAUGUCGUAAACUAAGUCAUGUUUCAAAAAACGUGGUGUAAACAUGAGAUUGAAUAUGAAUAAAAACAAUAAAGGGAAACGUA